AUGGCAAAAGAGUUCUCUAUCCGAGAAGAAACCCAAAGUAGGAGAUCGGGAAGUAAGACUGUUGCUAAGGUGGAAAGUUGUGAAGAGUCAAGGUUAGUUGCUGAAGUAAAGGCACUCUCGAAGCAAAUGAAUGAAAGGUUUGACAGCCAAGAUGCAAGGUUCAAGAGCAUAGAAAGAGAUGUUAAUGUCAUAGCCGAUGGAUGCUACUACUGUGGAGACAUGCACUAUUCAGAAGAUUGCCCGGACAAGUCGGCUCAGGAAGUUUGUUAUGUGCAGAAUCAGCAGCAGGGAAACUUUAACCAGAACACCGGUUAUCAAAACCGGCAAUCAGGUACUUCUUAUCCCUCAUCUUCUUUUAACACUAACGAUUCUGGGUUUAGUGGGAACAGGUUUAGCAGGUUCAACAAUCAGCAAAACGCAACCGUUGAAUUGAGAGACAUUAUGAAGGACUUGAUCAGUGCUCAGAAAGCAACUAACGACAAAGUGGAAGAACAAUCCAAGAAGAUGCAUUCUGCAUGGGAUUCUAUGACUACUCGUCUGGACGGUUUGGCUCAUAAGUUGGAUCAAAGUACAAAGAGCACUCAAGCUACGUUCCAGGAUUUGGAAGCUAAGAUCGAAAGGCUAGGGAAUCUAAAUAGGCAGCCCGGUACUCUACCGAGCAAUACUCAACCUAACCCUAAGCCACAACUGAACAACCAAGGAUCGGGACCGAAAUACACUCCUCCGAAUGCUCGAAAAGAAUAUGUUAAUGCAAUCACAACUCGAUCAGGUAACACUUAUAACUCAGUUAAUCUUUUCCCUAAUAAUGUUACCCCAAUUGUGCAGGUACAUGAAGAAAAGGAGCAGGUUGAUGAAGAAGUAGAGAUGGAGCCGAACCCAACCGUGCAGAAUCCGGCAGUUCCAUCUAAACAGGCUGAAAAACUGGAAGUAAAGCCUUACAAGCCAAAAAUUCCAUUCCCUCAGAGAUUGGUGAAAGAGAAGCUAAAGAAGCAGAUGGAGAAGUUUGUAAGUCAUCUAAGUAAGUUGCACAUUAAUAUACCAUUUUUAGAUGCAAUUGUGCAGAUGCCAGGUUAUGCAAAGUGUUUGAGGCAAAUCUUGAUGAAUAAGAAAAAUCUGGCGGGGGUGACAACUACAGUGCUUGAGGAUGUUUGUUCAGUAGCAGUGACAGGUAAGUUACCUGAAAAACGGAGGGACCCAGGUAGUUUUACUAUCCCUUGUACGAUUGGUAAUUUAUCAGUUAAACGCGCGUUAAAUGAUUCGGGAGCGAGUAUUAAUCUCAUGCCUUCAUCGAUUUAUUCUAAGUUGAAUUUAGGAGAACCAAAACCAAUUAAAAUGAAAAUCCAUUUGGCCGAUAAAUCUUAA
Erigeron canadensis is the source of this 1362-nucleotide messenger RNA. RefSeq lists its product as uncharacterized. The transcript has a single exon. The record is from RefSeq and is a predicted model, not a curated record. Lineage: Eukaryota; Viridiplantae; Streptophyta; Magnoliopsida; Asterales; Asteraceae. Bases 1 to 1362 code for a protein of 453 amino acids.